This is a messenger RNA of Meira miltonrushii, 3980 nucleotides long. RefSeq lists its product as uncharacterized. Gene Ontology annotation, cellular component: cytoplasmic stress granule; cytosol; nucleus. Bases 28 to 3603 code for a protein of 1191 amino acids. The record is from RefSeq and is a predicted model, not a curated record. The transcript has a single exon. Gene Ontology annotation, molecular function: poly(A) binding; poly(U) RNA binding; protein binding. NCBI's taxonomy places the organism in Eukaryota, Fungi, Basidiomycota, Exobasidiomycetes, Exobasidiales, Brachybasidiaceae.
UUGCCAUCAUCAAUCCAUCCACACAACAUGAAUGAUGGUGAGGAGAUAGAGGCUGUCAAUGAUGUGGAAACAACAAAAUCAGACUCAUCUCCCAAAUCCUACUUUCGAUGGCUGCAAUCAUUGCGAACAAAGCUGUUACACGGAGAAAAGUCUAGGCUGCCAGAACUACGAGAAGCAUUAGAUCAGAAAUAUUCUGUUUGCCUAUUGACGUUCGAUCAAGCUUUGUUGAGAGGAGCACUGGCAUUGCAAUCCAUUGCAACACGAAAUGAUGCAAGUCAAUCAUCCAUCUCGCUACCUUUGAGCGAUGCAUCCGCUCUGUCAGAAGUAUUUAGCAUUCAUCGAGCCCAUACAUUUGACUCAGCAGGAAGCUCAUUGGAUGCACGCAUAUAUUUGGCAUACGUCAGUCUCAUUCUCCAUCUCCAUUACGUUUACAUGGAGACUCAGCCGGCAGAUGUAGAACUGUCAUCGAAUGAGCUGGAAAGCUCAUCUUCUAAAGCAACACUUGACUUGGUACAUGACUGGACAAACGAUGAGGCUGGACCAAAAUUUUAUCAAGACGGUCGCUAUGCAAGCUUAGGUGCUGCCAAAGCACCAACACAAGCGCAAGCAAAAGCUGCUGGGAUUGAUGCAGAGUGGGACGCAAUACUAUCUGUGGAUGCAGUUCGCUUUCAAUUACACGAAGCUGUCACACGGAUAGCAGCAGAUCAAGCUCAAAGUCAAAAAGUCUGGUCUCUGUACUACCAGUUUGAGCUCACCCACCAAAGUCAGCCGCCAAGUGAAAGGGACACAGAACGGAUCAAGUCUAUCUUGCUGUCACGUUUACGUACGCCUCAUACACAAUACGAAGCCACAGCACAAGCUUUGAGCUCUUUUGUCACACAACGAUUGCCCCCGGCAGAAUAUGAAUCAAUCAUGUCAGCGGCAUACGAUAUGGUAGGACGUGCGAAACAGAUCAUAGAAGUCACAAAUCGAUGGGAGGAAACGGUCGCAUCAAUACCGGCAUCAUCUCGAAUUUCGCAAAGAUGGCUUGCAUGGAAACCGUACACCUCAUGGGCAUCUGGAUUGAUCGUGGGAGGCGCAAAGAAGGGCUCAAAGACGAUUGAUACUGACAGUGUAAUCGCCAUUUUCGAGCGUGCACUUCUGUAUUGUGGCUUACCGCCAUCCUGUGCCGAAGAAUUGAUGUCAUGGGGUGGAUUGCCGAUCAGCAGGGAAGAAAUUGCAUCAAUGCGAGAGAAAGAGAGUAAGCAACAACGCACGGAAAGGCGGGCGAAAGAAGAGGAAGAACUAAAGGCAGAUUUGCAAGCAUGUGCGGAAGUUUGGUCCAAUUACUUGCAUUUCUUGCGAUCGGCAAAGGCAUCUGCAUCGAUUUGCGAUGAUGUCUGCGCUCGUGCUACCAAAGCACUUCCGGCAAAUGGUGCACUGCAAGGUCAGAUCCUGCGGACGUAUUGUCGUACGGGAAAGAGCGCUGAACAAAUCGAUGCCACCUUUGCAACGAUGAUGUGCAAUGAAGAGCUGCAAAGCAACGCAGAAUCCCUCACUGAGCUAUUCCUUGCACGUAUAGAUAUAGAAAGGGAUAGGGCCGCACAAAAGCUCGUUUCGAAUGGCGAAGCGAAGGAUGUACAGUCAGCGUUCGAACUGCUCAUUUAUUCCUCUGAUGCUUUCAUGAGCGUCUUUGCUGUCAUGUCUUUUGCGCUAGAGAGUAUUGCUCAGGUCAAGCCAGCGGAUGAGCAGCUGCAGCUUCAUCAAGUCGUCAGUCAAUGGUGUUUGGGAGGAGGACAAGAAACUGCUGCUCUAAUGGAACCUUUUUGGGAUGCAGCAAUGAAGGCGCAACCCACAAAUCACACGGCUAUCCUGUUCAGUAGUAAGUACUAUCAAAUGAGGACGAUGUACGGUCAAUCGAAACACCUGUUGAAGCAAGGACUUAGCAGAAGGGAUAUUAGCUCAUCAAAGAAGUUGGAACUGGCACAAGAGCUACUGCAAGUCAGUCGGUUGUCGGGAAGUUUACCUGACGUGGAUUGGGCUUACCAUAAAGUAGCACAAGAGCGUGAAAGAAGCUGGUCAGAAUAUUAUGCUUCUUCUUACGCUGCAAUGUCUGCGACUGCCAACGAACAAACGGCUGUUGCAGAUACAGAAAUGGCCGAUGAAGCCGUCGAUACUGGCUCAAAGCGAAAGGCGGAGAAUCACGAUCAAGAUCAAUCACGCGAGCCAAUGUCACCGGAAGACAAACGCGGUAAGAUGGGAGAAGUCAAGAAUCAACGUGAUCGGGAACACAGUUCGGUCAUCGUUGAUAAUUUACCGGCCGAUGCGAGUGAGAAAGACAUCUUUGAUCUGUUCAGAGAUUGCGGUGACAUUCUUGAAAUCACUGGACCGAAGGUCUGGCAGAGUUCAAAUGCACAAGAGCAAACAGCUACAGCACUUGUUGAAUUUGUCAGUAGGGAUGCCAUCCCUGCCGUUCAAAGUCGUCAAGGAAAGCCCAUCCGAUCGCUUCAGGUUAAUAUUCAUUUAGGUUACAAGUGCACAUUAUAUGUCACCAACUUUCCUCCCACAUACGAUUCGGAUGAAAGCAUGCGGGAGUUGUUUGGCGAAUUUGGUCGGAUUUUUGAUGUUCGCUGGCCAAGUAAAAAGUUCAAUGCUACAAGAAGAUUUUGCUAUGUGGUAUUCUGCUCGCCAACUGAAGCGCAUGCUGCGCAAAAACAGCUUCACAAUCGCUCUUUCGCAGAAGACAAGACGGUCAUGCAAGUGAUGAUGUCUGAUCCUAAUCGCAAAAAGGUUCGCAGUGAUGCGUUCAAGGACGAUUGUGAGCUAUUUGUCAGUGGUUUGCCAAAGCAUGUAGAAGAAGCAGAUUUGAAGGAGUUGUUCGGUCAGUCAGUAGCCCAAGUCAGGAUACUCAAACAUCCCGAUGGACGUAAUCGUGGAAUCGCCUAUGUGGACAUGGAAACUGCAUUAGAUGCACAACAAGUUCUUGGAAAGGCGGCUGAGAUGGAUGGAGGUGGCUAUCGGUUGCAAGGAAAGCUACUGAGGGUCAGCAAAGUAGAUCAAAAGAAGAUGCAAGGUGGGAACGAGUCCAAUAGCCUGACGUCGAGGAUGGACAUCGAGAGAAGGAGUAGAUGUCUAUACAUCCGAGGCUUACCAUCUCAUGCCCAAGAAGCAAUCAUCCAGCAAAUUGUCGAAAAGGUGUUAGGACAUGGUAGUGUGAAGCAAAUCGAAUGGCAAGCUGGACAAUCGCAAAAAGCAACGGUAGAGUUUAUUGAUGCCCCAACGGCCGGUCGAGCAGCCUUGAUUGCAUCUUCGACGCUGUUUUACGAUGAACAACAUCCCAUUCAACUUGUCCCACUUGAAAGCAGAGGCGCAGCAGGUCGAAUGACUGCAGGAUCUAGCGCUACAAUUUCACCUUCUUCGUCAAAUACAAUGAUGGAUGAAGAUACAGCUUCGACCAAUAAUAUGGUACCUCGACAAGCCGGCAAUCGUUCUAACAGAGGCGGUCGAGGAGGCAGAAGAGGAGGACAUACAUUCGUUCGACAGACAGGAUCCGUUCCUAUGGAUGUGGAAGAUACGAGCAAGGGUAAAGGGCAAGAUGCAUUCCGUCAAAUGUUAGGAAAGUAGGAAUGAGUUAGGAGAGUGAUCAACAUUCGAUUGUACAAUAUCAUUGCCAUCAUAGCGAAUCAAAUAGCAUGUAAUUAUAAUUGAUAACAAACCGCCGGCUUUGUCAUGUCUUUUAAACUGUGGCUCAUCCAUUCUGUAAAGGCCAACUUUCCCCGCCUUUGAUUGUAAUGAUGAUGAUGUGUGUCACGGCGUCUUUCUUUGCAAGCCAAGACGCGUUGGUUGUAUGUAUUGUCAGCCAAACUGUUCUGCUGCAUGUUACAAUGCUAGGGUGCUUCCGCCGGAGCGGGCUUUAUGCUUUUGUCCGCGUGUGUUGUGCAAUGCUCUGCGCUGCGCACCCUGAACGCUAAAGUAUUCGCGCGUGUAUAUAUUUAUGCAGG